Messenger RNA from Heterobilharzia americana, 6627 nucleotides. The record is from the annotation of a GenBank genome assembly. NCBI's taxonomy places the organism in Eukaryota, Metazoa, Platyhelminthes, Trematoda, Strigeidida, Schistosomatidae.
GGAAAGGAUCGUAAGGUAAGUAAAUAAUGACCUUACUAUUUUCGUAAAAUCUUUUCUCUUUAAAUUAAUCCCUUACAUCAUAAAGUUCAUUUCAGGUGUAAGCUCCCGAUUCGUCAACUAGUCUCGAUUAUUAACUGAGCACAGGAUGAAAAUAGAUAAUGUUGUUGACUUUAAUGAAACUGAACAAUAAAGUAGUUGCUUUCCUGAGUUGUUUUGAUAUUCUGUUAGAGAGAUAGUCAAAGAAAUAUCAUUAUUUUCUCCUAUGGAUGUCCUACACUACUACAAUUUGUUUACAAAUCUAAACCGAGUAUAUUGGAGUACAAUCUCAGUUCUGUUAUUUAAGAUCUGAAUAAGGUAGGUAACUUAGUCAGUACAAUCGAAUCAAACAGAGAUUAGAGUGGCACCCAGAUAAUUAGACGUACGAUAACGAGUAUUUUGAUAACUUUAAUCUUCCUUAGAUUGUGUGUUGUCAUUAUUAAUCCAAUUUGCCUCACAAAUAUAAUUUUCUGUGUAAUUCUUUCACAUGGGAACUCUAACCGUACAGUGUGUCACUGAUAUUGCAAUCACCUGUCAAAGUUGGGAAAUGUAUCAGUACUCGAAUGAUUAAAGUUGUCUGAUUUAUUGACAUCUGAAAUGAGUUUAAGCUAUACCUUUUAACAAACAACAGGGGAUGGAGGCUAUACACCCUUUAGGCUUCAUUCACAAAGAUUACAAUAAACAUUAUAGUUCUUUAUUGUUUUACUCAUAUCAACAUGCCAAUGGGCAUAAAAUUCUUGUAUUAAGGAAUCCAGGUGACUGAUGUAAGCAUGAAGACUUUUUGUUGAUAACUUUCAUAAGGCAUAUCAUCAAGGAACACCAUUAGUGCAUGUCAGAGCGUGUUAUGAACCAGAUAUUUUAUGGGCAACCAGUAAAAUACUUUGAUUUUUUGGAAUAGAUUAUAUCACAGAGGGUUCAAAGCAUUAGAAUAAUUCUCGUCGCCUUCAAGGAUAUACAUGGUGUUACCGAAAAAUCUUUAAGAUGAGGACGAUAUUUUAUAUGAUAAUAGUUAACUCUUUAUUGAACUAUAUUUUGUGUUAGAUAUCGUGUGAUAAUAACUCUAGUGACUGUGGUAUGAUAUGCUAAUAAAGUGUAAGGCUUACAGCAGUACUGGGGCAUAAUGCUUCUGAAAUUUGAGUUCUACGCAUACAAUUUUCUAUGAAUCAGAUUUAAUCGUAGUGAAAUGUCAAACAAUUUUUUAAAAAGUCACAAUAAGUUUGUCUGAAGGUCAGUUUCUUCCAGCUAUAUCAUUCUCAUACUAUAUAGUCACUUGUAAAUGGGUAUAAUUACUUGAUAAAGAAAAGGAAUAUUUAAUAAAAUAUCUCGAAAAUAUUCGGUUUUGAUUAGAGAUGAGUUAAAAAUUAGUAAUUUCCUACUUUCAGUUAUUAGAAUUUACCUUCCAACUUUACCAUAAUUUGGCUUACUCUCAGUCUAUUAAGGACAGUAUUUGCUUAUCAUAGUUAUUCAAACUGAAUUAAAGCGUAGUUCAUAUCAAGCAUUUUGUGAUAACUUUGCUGUGAUAUAUUUCUGUAUUCAGUAUAAACCUGAUAUUCUUCAUCCCUUUGUUAUUCAAUAUGAUAGAAAACACCUUUAAUUGCUUAUUACAACUGAUAUUUAUUUUAUUGGAGCAAAUUUUGUUCCACUACUUUCCCAAAAAACGUUGACAGCAAAAAAAGUUAUCUUUAUUGUAUACAUAGCACAUCUCAAGAUAUGUGAAGUUGGAAAAGAUCACAGAUACUAGUUAGUCUCAUUCGAUUUUCAUUAUUUCAAUUUAUUUCGAAGAAUCAGGUGGAGACUCGCCUUUGCACUCCGGCGUGUUGAAGCCUGCGACGAUCCCUAAUCGGGCUCGCUCGGACGCGUAGUUUUUACCAGUGGGGAGGUCUUCGGAUCAUCCCUUUAGUGAGUAACACAGUAGAAUCAUUUUAUCUUAUUAAUGCACAAUAGUUAAGUUAUGCUGUCUGAUUUAUGAGUUUCUAAUAUUUUGAAAAUCCAGGAGCCUGUAAUACCUCCGGCUACACCUCGUACAUAUACUGAGGACUCUAGACCUUCAAGAACACCAAGACCAACUGCAGAGCCACCAUACACUUUACCACCACUACCACCACCUUUACCUGACGGACCACCAGGACUCAGAGGACCCGUUGGCCCUCCUGGACCUCCAGGACCCCCUGGUGACCCUGGUUUUGACGGAGAGAAUGGAAUGCCUGGUAUGCCUGGCCUUCCUGGUCCACCACCCCAAGAUGUCGAUGAAUAUAUGCAACGUUCUAGAGCAAUGGUAAAGGGUCCAGUUGGUGAAAAUGUUACCAUGUAUCAAGAUAUCCGAGUGACAAUGGGACCACCUGGUGAACCAGGUGCACCUGGAUUUCCAGGUGUGAUUGGUGCACCUGGACCAAUAGGUCAACCCGGAGCAAUGGGAGAUCCAGGUCCAUCCGGAAAUCCGGGAUCUAGAGGGCAUCCAGGACCUGCCGGAAAUGACGGAAAGUCUGGGCCUGUAGGUAGGCCUGGAUUAAAAGGUGCUAGAGGACCACGUGGUACGCCUGGUGUCAUGGGAGAAGCUGGUCUCUCAGGAGCCAUGGGACUGCGUGGAGAACGUGGUGAUCGUGGUGACGAAGGUAUCAAGGGAAUGAGUGGUGACUAUGGUCCUAAAGGACUUCCAGGGCCUGUGGGACCUAAAGGUUCAAUCGGUCUACAAGGUCAACGUGGUGAACCAGGACCUAGAGGAUUUAUGGGUUUAUCAGGACCUGUGGGAAUUGAUGGAACAGAUGGCAUUCCAGGAGCACCAGGGGAUCCUGGAGCACCUGGUCCACAAGGAACUGCCGGGUUGCAAGGUCCAGAAGGACCCAAAGGUCAGCCUGGUCUUCCUGGACCAAAAGGCGAAGUUGGUUUUCCGGGAUUACGUGGAGACCGAGGUGCACCUGGCCCAUCUGGUAAUCCAGGGAAGCAGGGAGCCGUCGGACCACCGGGAGCUGUUGGUAAUAAAGGAGAACCAGGAGAUCGAGGCCAUCCAGGAAAGCCUGGUAUGAUGGGAAUCCGGGGAUUUUCUGGUGGCGAAGGAGAAAUUGGCCUUAUCGGCGCAAAGGGACCAGAAGGUGCAGUUGGAUUGCAAGGUUCUCAAGGUCUACCAGGGCCAGAAGGCAUCAAAGGUCGUCGUGGUGAACGUGGUCCAUCCGGCCCGGUAGGCGAACAAGGAAGCAGAGGAAUACGCGGUUCCGCCGGUUUAUCGGGUGCCCAAGGACAUGAAGGCAGCCGUGGCCUUCCUGGCCUACGUGGUCCUUCAGGUCCUGAAGGCCCACCUGGUGCAAUCGGACCAGCUGGAGCGCCUGGCGUGACAGGUCCAGUUGGUGAGAAAGGAUCAGAGGGAGAUAUAGGACCGAGUGGCCUCAGGGGUUCAACGGGUCCUAGAGGCUCAGUAGGAAAUCGUGGACAACCUGGCCCAACUGGUGAACCUGGUCCAAAGGGUCCUCUUGGAACUAUCGGUCGACCGGGUAUGUCUGGAGCACCAGGAAUUCCCGGUCCACAGGGUCCACAAGGAGGACAAGGUCUGCGUGGUUUGCCCGGGUCAAUGGGAAGAACUGGUGAUCCUGGAGCAGUAGGAUCAAGAGGCCCUCGAGGCGAUAGAGGGUCACGUGGUGAACCCGGACCUCCAGGUCCGUUCGGUCCAUCAGGCGAGAAAGGUCAACGUGGGCAAACUGGUAAACGUGGGCCUAUGGGAGCAGAAGGUCGGGUUGGUCCUGAAGGUCCACCAGGAACACCUGGAAAACCGGGUGAUCCUGGACCUGCUGGGGAACCUGGGCAUAUUGGUCCAGCCGGAGCACCAGGAGAACGUGGAGCUCCAGGGCAAAUGGGCCCACCAGGGCCACCUGGAAGAGCUGGAGAGAAAGGGGCCACAGGUCCCGUCGGACGUGAUGGUCCUAAAGGUGAAAGGGGAGAAAAAGGAGAAACUGGAGACAGUGGAACCACUGGAGUGCCUGGUCUUGUUGGGAAUACAGGUGUUCGAGGUGAGAGAGGUGAAAAAGGUGAUAGAGGACCUACUGGACCUCGAGGAGAACCAGGGCCGGUGGGUAUUCCAGGACAAAGAGGGGCAGAUGGACCUAUGGGACACCCCGGGCCCCAAGGACGCACCGGUAAUAAGGGAAUACUAGGAAUUCGUGGCUAUCAGGGGGAUAAAGGAUCUCCAGGAGAUCAAGGACCACAAGGUAGUCCAGGAGACGCAGGUAUACCAGGACCACCCGGACCACCUGGUUCUGUUGGAAUGAAAGGUCUUAAAGGAGAAAUGGGUUCUCGUGGACCUCGUGGUGAGGCUGGUAACAUGGGACAGAAAGGAGUUCAAGGACCACCCGGACCUAAAGGACUACCUGGUUUACCAGGUCAUCAGGGUGAGAGAGGUCAACCAGGUGUGCAAGGAGAUCAAGGACCAAUGGGGCUUCUUGGUGAGCCCGGUCCACAAGGGCCACCUGGUGAAAACGGUCGGCCGGGUCCACCUGGUCCAGUUGGACAAAUGGGACCGAAAGGGGAGGCGGGAGAUCCAGGACUUGAAGGACCAGCAGGUUCAGAUGGAUUACCUGGACUGCCAGGUCCUGCAGGUGAAAAAGGAGAGCGUGGUGAACCUGGAUUGCCGGGUACUGUAGGACCCAUAGGACCAGAAGGCGAUCAAGGGCCCAGUGGAGCACCGGGAAAAAUUGGACCAACUGGACCACCUGGUAAUGUCGGAAAACCAGGAGAAAUGGGAUCACCAGGAAAUGCUGGUUUACCUGGAAGAACAGGCUUACCAGGACCACCUGGUAAAGACGGUCAAAUGGGGAAACAAGGUCCACGUGGUGAGGAGGGACCUCGAGGGCCGGAUGGAAAUCCAGGAAUGCAGGGUCCACCAGGCGCUUCAGGUGUCAAAGGACCUCCAGGAAGUAGAGGACCAGUUGGUCCAACAGGAAUUAGAGGACCACCUGGACUUGUUGGACAGCUUGGACCACCAGGAAAACAAGGAAGUCAAGGAAGACCUGGGAAACCAGGUCCAGAUGGUUUUCAGGGGAAACGUGGUCCACCGGGUGACAUAGGUGGACCGGGAGUUCCAGGUAGUAAAGGACCAGUGGGAGACGAAGGAGAACCUGGUUCACGUGGUGCAGCUGGUAACAUGGGUCUCACGGGACCACCUGGUGAUGGCGGUCCCCCUGGAUUACCAGGAAGUCCAGGCUCACGUGGGCCACAAGGACCAUUAGGUGAAGUUGGUCUUAAAGGUGAAACAGGUCUUCCAGGAAUACCAGGAACAGUUGGGCAACCUGGACCAAUGGGACCACCAGGGGUUCAAGGUCCACCAGGUGAACCUGGUCCUCCAGGAAAUGAUGGUCCCCCAGGAGCACCUGGUUUACCAGGACCGCCGGGGGAAUUCAAAACAGAUUACACAUCAAUGUUUAGUCGUAGAAGGGAUUCAGACAGUGGGAUGAUGCAAGCUGACGAACCCAAUCCAAGAGGUAGAAGAAUAAGACGUUCAUACGAUUGGAGUGAUGAAGAUUAUGAUCCAAGCAAAGAAACUGAUCCUAAUGAUGAGGAAGAGGACAUUUUUGAAGCAUUACGACAAGUUGGAAGACUUGUAAACAGUUUGAAUAGUGGGAGUGGGACUCAAUUCAAUCCUGCACGAACAUGUCAUGAUUUAAAAAGAGAUCAUCCAGAGAAGAAAGAUGGUAUUUAUUAUGUGGAUCCUAAUGGUGGUCACUGGCGAGAUGGGAUCAGUGUAUACUGUCGUCUAAGUGGAUUAGAAACAUGUGUCAGUCCGGUUACGGAACAGAUGCCUUCAGUUUAUCUAUCUCAAUCCAGACAGAAGCGUUUAUGGUAUUCCGAAUAUUUAAUGAAGUCGGAGAAUGCUCAAAUAGAAUAUCAUAUGCCAAAAGAUCAAUUGGUCUUCCUUCAGAUGUCAAGUGAAGUAGCUAUUCAGCGAUUGAAAGUAAAUUGUCGAAAUCUCCGAAACAUACUAGAACAGUUGUCGUUAUUAAGUGACAGUGGCAUACUGAUUGAAUUCAAUGAGACCAUACCAUCAUUAUCUAUUGAAAUUGAAGAAAAUACGUGCAAGCAUCAGCAAAGCGGUAGUCUUCUUCUUACUUUGCGCACAAAACAACCAACUUUACUGCCUAUCCGAGAUAUCAGAAUAUUAACGAAUGGCUUAUACGAUUCAGAGUUAUCUUUGGAAGUUGGUACAAUCUGUUACGGUGGUAUGGAUCCUGAACAGUUCAAUAUUACAGAUAUUGAUAUUGCAAACAAUAGUAAUAGCAAUGACAAUAACAAUAAUAAAGAAGACCCCAAUCACAAUAGUUACAAUAGUGAGAACAAAUCAAAUUUUGAAACAUUGAAUCCAGAUUUAAAUGAUAUUAGUAAUAAUAUUAGACUAGUGUCGAAAACAUUUUGAAUCAAGACUACUAUUAAAUUAGUCAUUAUUCUUAUCAUUGUUAUUCUUAUUGCUGUUAUUACUGGCGAGGAUAUUUAUGCUUUUUCAAUAGGUGAUCAAAGACUGCCUACUGAGGUGAACAUUGACUGUUGUUUGUAUUAGAAAAAGCGAAUCUGUAAAUUCGUGUCAAAGAAAGUAAUAAAAAUAUUUUGUGCACA